This is a messenger RNA of Trichosurus vulpecula (common brushtail), 1944 nucleotides long. RefSeq names its product alpha-1,3-mannosyl-glycoprotein 4-beta-N-acetylglucosaminyltransferase-like protein MGAT4E. NCBI's taxonomy places the organism in Eukaryota, Metazoa, Chordata, Mammalia, Diprotodontia, Phalangeridae. Bases 460 to 1860 code for a protein of 466 amino acids. The record is from RefSeq and is a predicted model, not a curated record. Gene Ontology annotation, molecular function: acetylglucosaminyltransferase activity. The transcript is spliced from 4 exons. Gene Ontology annotation, biological process: protein N-linked glycosylation.
GGAGACAAAUUCUGGUCCUAGGAGUCCAGACCUAACCCCACCGUCUGUAGGCAUUUUAAAGUUCCUUCCCCUGGAUCUUUGGGUGAACUCUGGGGUCUCUGAAAUACCCCAGCACUUAAGAGGCAAUAGGCUGACUAGGUGACAGAUGAACUUACCAUCUGCAGUGGUUCUGAGGUGCUUGAACUGGCCUGGAUUUCCUAUUUAAUUCUUUACAAUCCACUUAUUGAACACUUCCUCUUCAGCCCUAGGGGAGUGGAAAAUAGAUGCCAAAAAAGAGAAAGACUUGUGGGUUGUCAUGCUUAAAGAGGUAGCUUAAACCCAGGCUACAAACUGCUCCAUCCUCAUCCCCGGGUAACUACUUCCAUUCCAAUCUUCUUCCGAGAGAAUCCUAACCAAGAGGUCAAGGGGAGGUUGAUCAGCAGUUGAACAGAUAACAGAGCUGAAUCCCACCUGCACGCCAUGCAUUAUUCUACUCUAUGCUCUGGGCUGGCCUUUCCUGCAUUCAUUCUCCUGGGGUUCCUCCUCAGCCUGGGAGCUACCACCGAAAUUGAUGAAGAUCAGGAACUGGAGGAAAAGAAGAUCUUGGCUUGGAUGAUCGCCCAGCAACAGAUCACCUCUGUGAGCAAAAGUCACUUGAGGUCCUUCAAAGAAAUCUCCAACCCCUCAGAGUUUAGUAAUGCCUCCUAUCAACAGCUGGCUGGAAUCCUGCCCACCAAGAAAAAACUGAUGACUAUAGGUCUGUCCUCUAUGCAGCAUCCCCAGGGCAACUACCUCAUGAGUACCUUGAAGUCACUAUUCCUUGCUUCCUCCAAGGAUGAGCUGAAGAAUGUCCUAGUGCUGGUUUACUUGACUGUCCUUGAUCCUACUUGGUUCAAUGAGACCAUUAGUGACAUUGUCAAGACAUUCAGCCCACAAACACUGGCAGGGCAAUUGCUAGUGAUCUGUUCCUUGUCUACUCCCUGUCCUAUGAGGUCUCUGAAAACUAACGUCAGUCAGGCCUACUCCAAUAUGGUCCAAUUUAAUCAGAAUGUGGCCCAUGCCUUGCUCAUGAACUUCGCUGCCAACCUCUCUAACUAUUUCCUGAUGAUUGAAGAUAACGUCCACUGCUUGCGUAACUUUAUCACUUGCAUACAGAGAGAGAUGGUGACCUGGGAGACAGAUAACUGGGUGCUAAUGGAAUUCUCAACAUGGGGCUUUGUUGGCAAACUCCUGCAUUCCAGUGACCUCCCCCAGCUCGCUCAAUUCUUCUUUCUCUACAGGGAGGUAGCUCCUGAUGUGCUUCUCUACCAUUUCCGAAAGCUGCUUGACCAGAACCAUCCCAUCCAAUUCAGCCCUUCCCUCUUCCAUCAAGUGGGCUUCUCCUUCAAUGAGAGCAGCUCCAACAAAUCAAAGUACAAGAAGGUCAAGAAUAAGGACAGAGAGGAGCCACCCAACAAUCCACCUGCGACUGUCUACAGUAAUUUGAGGAUUUUAAAUGAUGUUUCUCCCCAAAAGGCCUACAUCCUAGGUGAGAAAGGGUUCUUCUGGGCACUGGAGCCUAAGGUUGGCAACCAUUUAACCGUGGUUUUGGCCAAGGCAGCCACAGUCACCCGGGUGCAGGUGUUGACAGGUACAGACCAGGAAAACAAGGAGAAGCUGAAGGAUGGCAAAGUAGAAUUAGGCUAUGAUCCCCAAGGAGAGCCCAAAGCCUGUACCCACUACAUUCUGCUGGGGUCACUGGUAAAUGGGAAGCUGGACCACAAGAUGUUGAAUAAAAAGACAGGGAAGAAUGUGAGCUGUCUGAAGCUAGUAGUGAGUACCUCUCAGCAUGGCAAAGUAAUGAUCAAGCACAUUAAUAUUUGGAGCAAGCCUGAGUGGUAGACGGAGAUUGAGAGAAUGAUGGAAAAUUUUGAGGGACCCCGGGGUGAAUUGACACAAGGGAUAAAAUUAAAAUCUUGAAAUCAC